This is a messenger RNA of Seriola aureovittata, 2963 nucleotides long. RefSeq names its product kazal-type serine protease inhibitor domain-containing protein 1-like. The transcript has 4 exons. Gene Ontology annotation, molecular function: insulin-like growth factor binding. The coding region runs from base 1 to 903 and encodes 300 amino acids. Gene Ontology annotation, cellular component: extracellular region. Gene Ontology annotation, biological process: regulation of cell growth; regulation of signal transduction. The record is from RefSeq and is a predicted model, not a curated record. NCBI's taxonomy places the organism in Eukaryota, Metazoa, Chordata, Actinopteri, Carangiformes, Carangidae.
AUGCAGGACAGCAGCAUGGCACAGCUUUGCUUGUUUUUAUGUAUAUGUGUGAUUGUAUGGCUCCACACUUCCCUCGGGCUGCCACCCCAGCACCGUGGGUGGCUGCGGCUGUUGGAGGAGGGUGAGGGCUGCAGGGAGUGCACCCAGUACCUCUGCCCCCCGGUGCCUGACAACUGCCCUGCUGGCAGGGUGCAAGACGACUGUGGAUGCUGUGAGCAGUGUGCUAACGUAGAGGGGCAGCAGUGUGACCCAGAUGGGGCUCAGAAGUUCUAUGGCCGCUGUGGAGAGGGCCUGGUCUGCCAGAGGAAAAUACCAAAAAGGGAACACAGGGCUGAACCAGAGCCUACAUGUGUGUGCCAGGAUAAGGGAUUCGUGUGUGGUUCAGAUGGGUGGACCUACCCAAAUGUUUGCCAGAUGAGAGAGGCUGCCAACCGCCGAAACACAAGCUUGAAGCUCACUGGGAGAGGACCCUGCUACUCUGCGCCACGUAUCCUUCAAGGCCCCAGAAACCUGUCAAACUACACAGGGAAUGACGUUGUGUUUGGCUGCGAGGUCUCAGCCUACCCUCUUCCGAACCUGAACUGGAAGAAGACAGGGAGUGACAACUUCCUGCCAGGGGAUGAUCCUCACAUCUCUGUCCAGGCUCGGGGAGGCCCCCAGCGCUACACCGUCUCUACAUGGCUGCAGAUAGAGGGCAUCCACAUCUCUGAUGCAGGGGUCUACUCGUGCAUCUCCCACAAUGCUUUGGGAGAAACAUCUGCUUCAGCACAGCUCACAGUGUUGAGACAAGUGGGGAAGGUGAUGAAGGGCCAUGUGGAGGAGGAGGAGGAAUACUUUGAUCAUUUGGAGGAAGGCAGUGGUGAUGGACAGCUGGCGUCUGGAGAUUACCUGGCAUUAAUUUAAAUCAGUUUAUAAAAGCAGACUACAAGGAAUCCUCAGGGGAAAAAAAAGCCUUGGAGUAACACAACAGAUCAGCUAACAUUUUUUUUAUUUAAAAGCAUGAUGUUUGAAAUUCAGAGCUCACUACUCAGUUGUAAGAUGAAUAACUAAUUAAGCAUCACACUGUUUAUAUUUACUUCUUAAUGGUAUCGUGGCACACAAAUAAAUCAUUCCAGUUAUCUGCUGUGUAGUGUUUUUUUGUGUGAUCACAAUUAACUGAAUCAUUUAAUAAUUACAUGCCUUUAAAGCUGUCACAAAGUCUAAAAAAUGUGUAUGUGGAUGCCAUAUCCCAAAAUCGCAAUAACAAGAUGGUUAUGAGACCUUCCUGAUACCAAUUACAAUCACUAACAUGGACAUAAGUCACCCCUAAAAUCCACUCUACCCAGGGUACACAGGGUACAGUGUAUUCAUUCACUGAGAAAAAAAAGGUGAUGGCUGGAGCGAGAGAGGGCGUGACCAUCCGCAGGGUCUCCAUCUGAUUCUCUUCAUCUCUCUCCACCUGAGUGCCAGUUAAUCCUCCCCUCAUCCCCCGACUCCCAGCUGGAUACACCAUCUCCUUCUGAAUGGCAAGCUGUAUUAACGCAGACGAACUUUCCCCUGCUGUCUGUUAGUAAAAGCUGAUUGGAGAUUACAGGCCUGUGGUGAAAACACAGUCCUCCAUCUCAUCUCAAAUCACUUUCCACCCCUUUCUCUCCUUUAUCUCUCCUUCUUCUCUUCAUUUCUUUAUCUUCUUAAUCCUAACUCUUCUCCUUUUCAAUGUCAUCAACUUUCAGUUGCCACUACAUUUCUGCCCCUAUUCAUUCCUCUGUUUGACAGCUGAAUGACAAGAAAGAUGAAGAGGAGGAAGGAGAAGGGGGGGAGCUUCCCCUCCUGAGUGGAGCCAGAAUGAUGUCAUGGGGGCAUUUGUCCUCCUGGUGUGGAGGCUUCCCUUCCUCUGCUAAUUACCUUGUACAAACUCGAAUCUGAUAUGGCGGAUAUGAGUCCCAAAUACAAUUAUUGUGGGCUAACAAAGAGAUAUUGAGAUUCAGGGAAUGAGGGAGAGACUGCAAGUGAGAUAGAAGGGAAGGCACGCGUGCUGCCAUGCAUGCACAUACACAUACAGCAACCACAUGCACGCACACACGCUCGCAUACCCACCCACACACACAAACACAACCACUUGUCCUUCCCCUCCAUUCCCUCAGAUAGGCUAAUGUUAUUACUGGGGUAAUUAUCCUCAUUAGUGCCAGCAGCUGUAGAGAGCCCAUUGCUUGCUGUUCAAACUCCACCCCAAACCUUUCUGUCUUCACAUCCCUUUUGUAUUCCCUAGAUCUCAUUUAGAGACUUUGUCUCCAUCCUUUGCAUGCUAGAUGGAGGCAAUUGUAAAAAUGGAGACCAUCAAAUAUCUAAUAAGGCAGAGUUACCCCUGUUUUCUGACCUGUUAGAGUCCAAUUUUAGAUGUGUAAUGUUGUACUGCACUGCUGUUAUUCAGCAGCGUCAGAGGGCUGACUAGUGUGCAAACUUAGGAAAAUAGUUAUAACUAAAUAAUUUAAGUACACAAUACUCAGAAACAGUUUAUAAUCCGCUGUCAUGCGACAGGAACACAAACUUUUUCAUUGUGUCAUUUUCAAGCACAACAUUUGUUUUCCAUCUGUCAUUUGCACUUUCCAGGUUCUCUGAGGUGAACAAGUAAACACAAGAUGGCAGUGUUUAGUCAAAUAACUUCUUCGUACGCCACUUCACUGGCUGUGCUUUUACAGCUAGAUGAUCUUCUCCUCUCUCAUCUGUUGAAUUUUUCACUUUUUACAUCCCUCUAAAAAACAAGCCAUUCUUCACCAAAGAAAAUUAGCUGUCACCAUCCUUCCACCUUGGAUGCAGUGACACUUUUCACACUAUUAAAAAUUGGAGAUUAAUAGUAUUUGCAUAACUAAAGGUACUGGCUGUCUGCUUGCUUGAUGUUUAUGUGAAAGCACCCUGAGAAUGAUUCCCUUCAUGGUUUUUAUAUUUAGGCCCUGUCUGCAUCUUUACACACAUAUUAUGAGAUC